AUGUUUGAUGCUAGUGGUACUGCUCUAGGAGUUGUAUUGGGGCAUAAGAGAAACAAGAUGUUCCAUAUGUUUUACUAUGCUAGUAAGUCACCGAAUAGAGCGCAACGAAAUGACACGGUCACGGAACAUGAACUACUAGUUGUAGUGUACGCCUUUGAGAUGUUCAGAGCAUACUUGCUAGGCACAAAAGUGAUAAUUCAUACAGAUCAUGCAGUUCUAAGAUACCUCAUGGCAAAUAAAGAUGCCAAGCCAAGGUUGAUCAGAUGGGUGUUGCUUCUCCAGGAGUUUGAUUUUGAAGUUAGAGAUAUGAGAGGUUGUGAGAACCAAGUAGAUGAUCACCUGUCUAGGUUAGAGGCUGAAAAGAACAAAGUGUUGGAGCUUGAAAUAAAUAAUGCAUUUUCGGAUGAGAAGGUAUUAGCCACAACUCUUGACCUUAUUCAUUGGUUUGCUGAUUAUGCUAAUUUUCUUGUUAGUGAUUUGAUGCCUGAAGGACUAACAUUUCAGCAGAUGAAAAGGUUCAUGCACGAUGUAGGUAUGUAUUUUUUGGAUGAACCCUAUUUGUACAGGAUUUGUGUUGAUAACAUCAUCAGGCGGUGCAUCCUUGAAGCUGAGAUGCUACAUAUUUUGGAAGCUUGCCACUCAUCUCCAGUAGGUGGCCAUCAUGGCGGUGCUUGGACAGACCACAAGAUACUUCAGUUGGACUAUGUGUCCAAAUGGGUUGAGGACGCUUUGCCUGAGAAUGAUGGCAAAAGUGUAGCUGGUUUCCUAAAGAAGAAUAUAUUCUCAAGGUUUGGCACACCCAGAGCUAUUAUCAGUGAUGGAGGUUCUCACUUCUGCAACAAGGUAUUCAGUGCGCUUCUGACCAAGUAUGGGGUUAAACAGCACAAGUUUGCAAUGCUUUAUCACCUACAGACCAAUGGACAAGUAGAGGUAUCCAACAGGGAAAUCAAGGUGAUCCUGGCUAAAAUUAUGAAUGCCAACAGGACAGAUUGGACAUGA
Molecule: messenger RNA, 999 nt
Organism: Solanum verrucosum
Lineage: Eukaryota; Viridiplantae; Streptophyta; Magnoliopsida; Solanales; Solanaceae
Exons: 2
Coding region: 1-999 (332 amino acids)
Biological process (GO): DNA integration
Molecular function (GO): nucleic acid binding
Source: RefSeq, a predicted model, not a curated record